UGUGAGAGGAUGCUCUUUAAAGAGAAGCUUCAACAGAAAAGUGAAACAGAAGACUUCUGGUGUUUAGCUUCAUUAUGGCUGCUCAGCUGCUGCUAUUUGUCUUUAUAUGUGCCUUUGUAAAGAAUAAUGCACACGCCCUCCUUCAACCCAGAGUCUCAGUGAAUUCAUUGCUGAUCACAGAGACAGACUCGGUCACAGUGAGCUGUCACACUUCAUCAGAUAUUCCUGUGUCUCAGUGUGAUUUCUACCACUCGACCUUGAAGAUAUCUGAAGGCUUGUGUGUUCAGACGCUGACAGGAGCAGAGUUGCUCCAGAAGAUAAAGAAGACCUCACCUGCUGAGGUGGAACUGAAAUGUUCUUACUCUGUAAAGCUUGAUGCAAUUAAUUCUACAUCUCCAGACAGCGAUUCAUCAACCAUCAUGAUAAACAAUCUUCUCCAACCAAAGCUGAUGGUGGAACCACUGGAGAUCACAGAGACAGAUCCAGUCACAAUCAGCUGUCAGCUUCCACCAUCUGUUAAUCUGUCAACAUGUUAUUUUGAAUUUUCAAGACAAAAACCUGCCAAAAGUUUCUCUUGUUUGAAGACACUGACAGGAAAAGAACUGCUCUCAAUGGCGGAGCAAAGCUCACCGUCUGAAGUUGAAGUGAGAUGUUUUUACCUGGAUGCAAAUCAAUCUCCCAAGAGCAACAUUUCCACUGUCAUCAUACGCAUUCCUCGUCCUGAACUGACAGGAUAUCCUGCAGUGAUCACAGAGAUGGAUUCAGUCAUGUUAAAGUGCUCGACUCCGUCAUCUUUUCCCGUGACUGGGUGUUAUUUGAAGUUCAUGAGAACAAAAGUUUCACAGUCCAUCUCCUGUGAUCGGUACCUGGGAGGAGUUGACCUUCUGUUUCUUGCAAAACAGACUUCACCUGCUCAGGUUGACCUAACAUGUUAUUACACUGUGAAGCACAGAGGAGCAGACCAGAUUUCUCCAGACAGCCACAUCCUCUCCAUCAGGAUAGAAAAUAUGUAUGAAUGGACCACGACCCCGAUGACUGUACCUUUCAGUGUGACCACAGGUGUGACUUCGUCUCCAUGGAGUAACACUGUUAGUUCUACUUCUGCCUCAGUAACACCACGUAAACCAACACCAGAAGCCUCAAGCCCUGCCUCAACAUCAGGUCCUACUUCCUCUCCAUGGAGUGGCACUCUUAGUUCUACUUCUGUAUCACGGAAACCAACACCAGAAGCCUCAAGCCCUGCCUCAACAUCAGGUCCUACUUCCUCUCCAUGGAGUGGCACUCUUAGUUCUACUUCUGUAUCACGGAAACCAACACCAGAAGCCUCAAGCCCUGCCUCAACAUCAGGUCUGACUGUUUCUACAUUGAGUGACACAGUCAGCUCACAGUCUGAUCCUGGAACACUGAUGAAACAAAAAGCAUUUUGGAAAUGGACGGUGCUUCCAUUGUCCUUAGGAGUGACUGUGGGCAUUAUCUUAAUGGGAAUGACACUUUUCUGCAGCAAAAGAAGAAGUGAUAAAUAUUUUCACCAGAGGCCUCAGCCCAACCACACUGGUGACUCUGUGGACAUGUGGAAUAUUGGAAGACUGCUGCCUGCAGGUAACGAUGAGAGCUACAGUGAGAUAACCUCUAUACCUGCUGCUGACCCUCCUGCAGGUUUUCAGCAACCAAACAAGACUCAUCCUCAAAAUUCUGAAGAGGACCAUCAGUAUGCCACGAUCCCUGACGAGCCAGCCGCACUGUUCCGGAUAAACCCUGUUUAUGACACCAGUCAGACAAACUGAAACACAGAGAUUUUUAAAGUCUGUUCCAGGGAAACACAAAAGCUUUUUAACAAUUAUGACCUAAAAUUAUGCACAUGAAGCGAGAAGUUUAGAAUGAUUCAUGUAAAAUACUGUGACCUGGGUUUUAUGUGGGAUCAUUUUUAUUUUACUUUUUAUUUUUUGUCAAAGACAAUAAUAGAUUCGUUGAAUAUUCUCAUGCUCCAGUUAAAAACUCCCUUCAUUUCUGAUCAGUCAUCUCCUGGAAACAUUAGUUUAAUGAGGCAUGAAAAGGAUUCAAUUAUUACAAAUAUAAAUGUACAUUUCAAUGUAUCGAUGAUGUUUAGUAUAUUAGAUAUCGUGUGUUUUUUGGGAGGCAGGACUGUUUAUGGUGGGAACAUUUCUUUGUUGGAUCAGGAGUUCACCCAAAGAAGAAACACCUGUAACCUGUGGAUCACAAUUCACCUUUGAAAAGUGUCAAUAAAUUCAAUAGGCAGAA
Molecule: messenger RNA, 2259 nt
Organism: Salarias fasciatus (jewelled blenny)
Lineage: Eukaryota; Metazoa; Chordata; Actinopteri; Blenniiformes; Blenniidae
Product: flocculation protein FLO11-like
Exons: 17
Coding region: 75-1784 (569 amino acids)
Source: RefSeq, a predicted model, not a curated record